Molecule: messenger RNA, 508 nt
Organism: Eurytemora carolleeae
Lineage: Eukaryota; Metazoa; Arthropoda; Copepoda; Calanoida; Temoridae
Product: neuromedin-U receptor 2
Exons: 4
Coding region: 4-438 (144 amino acids)
Biological process (GO): neuropeptide signaling pathway
Cellular component (GO): plasma membrane
Molecular function (GO): neuropeptide receptor activity
Source: RefSeq, a predicted model, not a curated record
AAGAUGGAAGAAAAUGUUACCUUGUACUGGGAUCCAGGAAACUUUACAAACCAAACUGAUCAUGUUCUCCAGGGUGAAGAUCUGAAAAAUUUUAUUGCGGAAAUUCUUGGAGAUUCUCGGCUUCAAUUGAAAACCCUGAUCCCUCUUACCACUAUAUAUCUGUUGUUUAUGGUGGUAGGGGUGUUUGGAAACCUGGCAACCUGUUUGGUAAUAUUAAAUAAUGAAUAUAUGAGAACUGCUACUAAUGUGUAUCUUCUCAAUCUAGCGAUUGCAGAUAUUGCUACUUUAGUUAUCAUGAUGCCUGGUGAACUGUAUCUAAUGUGGCAGCAGUAUCCCUGGCCGUUCGGUGAACUUGCUUGUGAUAUAAAAAUCACCGUCACCGAGGGAGUUAUAUACGCUUCUAUACUCACCAUUGUAGCUUUCACCAUAGAGAGGUAAAAGCUUAGAAAUAAUUUUCAUAAAACAUCAGUUCUAUAAUAAGAUUGUACAGGGCCCAAAAGUUUACAUA